Messenger RNA from Corticium candelabrum, 1243 nucleotides. RefSeq names its product flap endonuclease 1-like. Gene Ontology annotation, molecular function: 5'-flap endonuclease activity; manganese ion binding; 5'-3' exonuclease activity. Bases 40 to 1194 code for a protein of 384 amino acids. Gene Ontology annotation, cellular component: nucleus. The record is from RefSeq and is a predicted model, not a curated record. The transcript is spliced from 17 exons. NCBI's taxonomy places the organism in Eukaryota, Metazoa, Porifera, Homoscleromorpha, Homosclerophorida, Plakinidae.
CGUGACACCAUUUCCGCGCGAAGUGCUGUCGUCGAGAAAAUGGGCAUUCAGGGUCUUGCCAGACUUAUCGCAGACUACGCGCCAUCCGCUAUGAAAACAAGCGAAAUGAAGAACUAUUUCGGUCGGAAGGUGGCCAUUGACGCAUCUAUGAGCAUAUAUCAGUUUUUGAUCGCUGUGCGACAAGACGGAGGCGUCGCAUUGACAAGCGAUAACGGAGAAACAACAAGUCAUUUGAUGGGCAUGUUCUAUAGAACUAUACGGAUGGUUGAAAAUGGCAUCAAACCAGUCUACGUCUUUGAUGGAAAACCUCCACAACUAAAGUCAGGAGAACUUGCCAAACGGUUAGAACGACGCGAAGAGGCACAGAAAGCAUUGGAGAAGGCACAGGACGAAGGCGAUCAAGAAAAUGUUGAAAAAUAUCAGAGGAGAAUGGUCAAAGCGACAAGGCAGCAUGCCGACGAGUGCAAGUAUCUUCUCAGCCUCAUGGGAGUGCCAGUUGUUCAGGCACCAUGUGAAGCAGAGGCACAGUGUGCAGCUUUGGUGAAAGCUGGAAAGGUCUAUGCAACUGCAACAGAAGACAUGGACGCACUGACGUUUGCAUCGAAUGUUCUCCUCAGACACAUGACAUUCAGUGAAGCAAGAAAGAUGCCAAUCCACGAGUAUCAUCUCAGUAAACUAUUGGAAGAACUAAAUUUCACGCAAGAACAAUUUAUAGAUCUCGGGAUCCUCCUCGGUUGUGAUUACUGUGGGUCAAUCAAAGGGAUAGGACCACAGAGAGCGAUCACGCUUCUUCGUCAACACAAGUCGAUCGACGAAAUACUGAAACACAUUGACAAUAAGAAAUAUCCGGUUCCUGAUGGAUGGCUGUAUAAGGAGGCCAGACAAUUGUUUCUUGAACCAGAGAUCACUGAUCCAGGGGAAGUUGAGCUGAAAUGGGAAGAACCGGAUGAAGAAACCCUAGUCAAAUAUAUGUGUGAAGAAAAAGGUUUCAGUGAAGACCGAAUUCGCAAUGCUGUCAAGAAGCUUGCAAAGGCUCGGCAAUCAACGACUCAGGGAAGAGUUGAUUCCUUCUUCAAAGUCAUUCCCAACCCCAACAAACGUAAAGAUGACAAGCCUCCAUCGGGUCCUGCCAAGAAGAAGAAACAAACAACGAAACAAUCAGCCAAAACCGGCGGCACCUUCAAGCGACGUUAACAACUCUCUAGACGAACCUAAUCAACUGUAAUGUACCACAACAACUACU